ACAGAACGCAGAUUGCAGAAAUCAUUCAGUCAAUCACUUAAGAAAUUUUGUAGUUUGAAGCAAAGAUUUUGAUAUGGGUGAGCUUCAUGUUUUCUUCUUCCCCAUGUUGGCUCAUGGCCACAUGAUUCCUACUCUAGAUAUGGCCAAGCUCUUCGCUUCACGUGGCGUCAAGGCAACCAUAAUCACCACCCCUGCAAACCAACCCGUUUUCUCCAAAGCCGUAGAUAAGUAUACGCAGUUAGGGUUCCAAAUGGAGAUUCGAUUGCUGGAAUUCCCCGGCGUCGAGGUUGGCUUGCCGGAAAGUUGCCAGCGUCUUGAUCAGAUCCCCUCCGAUGACGGACUCCCCACAUUCUUCAAGGCCUGCGCUUUGCUCCAACCAUCUCUUGAAGAACUCUUACAAGAGCUCCGUCCCGAUUGCCUCGUCGCCGAUAUGUUUUUCCCGUGGGCUACUAACGCCGCCGCCAAGUUCGAUAUCCCAAGACUCAUCUUUCACGGAAUCAGCCACUUGGCCUUGUGUGCUAUGCAAAGCCUUGGAGUUUACAAGCCUUUCAACAAUGUUUCAUCUGAUUCUGAACUUUUUACCAUUCCAAAUCUUCCUCACGAGCUCAAACUCACCAGAUUGCAAGUUUCUCCUAUGGAACGCAGCGAACUUGAAACUCCCUUCACAGAAUUCUUGAAACGCGUUAGUGAAUCAGAGGAUACAAGCUAUGGUGUAAUAUUCAACAGCUUCUAUGAGCUAGAGCCGGAUUUUGUAGAGCAUUACAAGAAUGUUCUGGGGAGAAGAGCGUGGUCAGUUGGGCCACUUUCCCUUUACAACAGAGACGUAGAAGAUAAAGCUGAAAGAGGGAAGAAAUCGGCAAUCGACGAGCAUGAAUGCCUGAAAUGGCUGGAUUCCAAGAACCCCCAUUCCGUGGUUUACAUCUGUUUCGGAAGCGUCGCAAAUUUCGCUCCGUCUCAGCUCCACGAAAUGGCAAUGGGGAUCGAGGCUUCAGGGCUGGACUUCGUGUGGGUGAUCAGAAACAAGAGAGAAGAAGAGAAAUGGAUGCCGGAAGGAUUCGAGGAGAGAACCAAAGGGAAAGGAUUGAUCAUAAGAGGCUGGGCUCCUCAAGUGCUGAUUCUUGAUCACGAAGCCGUGGGAGCAUUCGUGACCCAUUGCGGAUGGAACUCAACGUUGGAAGGGAUAUCUGCAGGGGUGCCCAUGGUGACAUGGCCGGUGUUCGCCGAACAGUUCUUGAAUGAAAAACUGAUGACUGAUGUUCUGCGGACAGGAACCGGAGUUGGGUCGAAAGAGUGGAAGAGAUCAGAGAGUGACGGUGUGAAGAGGGAAGCCAUUGCAGAGGCAAUGAAGAAGGUGAUGAUCGGUGAAGAAUCAGAGGAGAUUCGGAGCAGAGCAAAGGCAAUGAAAGACAAGGCAAAGAAGGCAAUCGAGGAAGGAGGAUCAUCUUACUUAGGCUUGAGCUCUUUGUUAGAUGAACUCAGAGCUUACCAUGCAAAACAUUGACUACAUACAUCUACAAGGUCCACGAGUUCCUAAAACAUUGAAGAUUUCAGUACGAGGUCUACAUUUUACAUGUUUGGUUUUCUCAAUUCUUUCUGCAUUUUCUUCACAGCCUUCGACCUGUGAUCCCUUUGAUGGAAGCUAAGGCUCUCUUUUGUGAUUUUUUUUUUUUUAAAUUACUAUUCAGUGUAGGUUUGGAGUUUAGACUUAAUUAAAGAAUCUUUGGGUA
Ipomoea nil (Japanese morning glory) is the source of this 1727-nucleotide messenger RNA. RefSeq names its product scopoletin glucosyltransferase-like. Gene Ontology annotation, molecular function: UDP-glycosyltransferase activity. Lineage: Eukaryota; Viridiplantae; Streptophyta; Magnoliopsida; Solanales; Convolvulaceae. The transcript has 2 exons. The record is from RefSeq and is a predicted model, not a curated record. The coding region runs from base 74 to 1501 and encodes 475 amino acids.